UAUAUAAUAGACAAGUCCAAUACACCGCUGUCAAAGACUUCUGUUUUGUCAGACAUAUUGAUAGAAAUGUCAUUAGUUAUGAAUUUUAGUUGUUAGCAAUUUACUCUUAUCCAUGUCCAAGACGGCGCAUAUUUUUUUUUGCUUCUGCGACAAAUAGAAUCUACAAAGGUGAUUUUCUACAAGAUAUAUUUAGGAAUCUUUAUAUUAUUAUGUGCCUGCUCAGUUGUAACCGCCGUCGUAAAUGCAUCCUCACGAGAAAUUCUGACAAGUAGACAUAAACUACUGAAUACGGGCAUCGAAACAAAACCUGGGCAAUGGCCUCAUCACGUGUUGGUCUACAGGCUAUACGAUCGGUGGAGGUUGAUGUACCGAGCCUUCUGUGCCGGCUCUAUCAUUGCAGAGACCAGGGUUCUCACGUCAGCGCAUUGUUUCCUUACAAAUAGAAAACAUUUAAGACAUGACCUACGUUAUAUUCGGAUAGCGGCUGGUAUACUUCAUACAAUGGCAUCACAACCAUCAGUUGACGACGUCCAACAAUGGCGUUCGGUCAAACAUCUAUAUUCGCAGAGGUUCUAUCGAUUUCCGGCUUACAACUUAGGAGUGGUGUUAAUAGACAAACCCUGGGUGUUCAACAAUUUUGUAAAUAAAAUACCAAUUUCAUCCACAUUCGGCGAUUACGAUGGCGUUUGUACAGCUACUGCUGUUAAGGCUACCAAGAGUUGGUCAAGAAUCAGGUACUUACACACUGAGGAGGUAGAGAUGAUAAAAAGAGAAGAUUGCGAGAGAAUAUUAUGCAGAAGCUGUAGACUGUUUAUGUGCACUGUUAACGACCUUAGGAGUGAUCAUGCUUUUUCAGAAACCGAAGGUGGUGGUUUGGUUUGUUACGCGACUGGAGAUCCAAACGAAGAAGAUGAAGAUCAAGGUAUAUUGGUUGCUGUAUCUUCAAUCAUAAACAUAGGGCUGCCCAAUCUACACAUGCGCGUCGGUCUGUUUCACCAGUGGGUAACAGACAUGGGCUCCAAAGUGUACGUCAACCAAUUGAUGAUCGUAAUUUGUGUAACUAUUUGUUUAAUUAAAAUCUUUUUGAUGUAA
This is a messenger RNA of Trichoplusia ni (cabbage looper), 1092 nucleotides long. Its product is annotated as probable threonine protease PRSS50. The record is from RefSeq and is a predicted model, not a curated record. Gene Ontology annotation, molecular function: serine-type endopeptidase activity. Bases 364 to 1092 code for a protein of 242 amino acids. The transcript has 7 exons. Gene Ontology annotation, biological process: proteolysis. Lineage: Eukaryota; Metazoa; Arthropoda; Insecta; Lepidoptera; Noctuidae.